GGUCCCGAAGACGCCCGAGCGCGCGGCGGGAGAGGGCGCGGUGGGGGGCGGGGGCGGGACCGCGACGGGCGCUGAGCCGCCAUCUUGCCGUACGGCGCGGACGCCGCGGGCCGGCCCACGUCCCGAGCCGUGUCGCCGCCGCGCUCCCUCCCUCGGGGCGGUCCGCGGGCGGGCGGGCGGCGAGGGCCGGGGCCUGGCGGCGCGGCUGGGCCGAGGCCCGAGAUGGUGAUCUGCUGUGCGGCCGUGAACUGCUCCAACCGGCAGGGCAAGGGCGAGAAGCGCGCCGUCUCCUUCCACAGGUUCCCCCUGAAGGACUCAAAACGUCUAAUCCAAUGGUUAAAAGCUGUUCAGAGGGAUAACUGGACUCCCACUAAGUAUUCAUUUCUCUGUAGUGAGCAUUUCACCAAAGACAGCUUCUCCAAGAGGCUGGAGGACCAGCACCGCCUGCUGAAGCCCACGGCUGUGCCAUCCAUCUUCCACCUGACCGAGAAGAAGAGGGGGGCUGGAGGCCAUGGCCGCACCCGGAGAAAAGAUGCCAGCAAGGCCACAGGGGGCGUGAGGGGACACUCGACUGCUGCCACUGGCAGAGGAGCGGGUUGGUCACCAUCCUCAAGUGGAAACCCGAUGGCCAAGCCAGAGUCCCGUAGGUUGAAGCGAGCUGCUCUGCAGGGUGAAGCCGCACCCAGGGCGGCCCGGGAGGCUGCCAGCCAGGAGCAGGCCCAGCAAGCCCUGGAACGAACUCCAGGAGACGGACGGGCCACCACGGUGGCAGGCAGCCAGGGAAAAGCAGAAGUGUCUGCCACAGAUGCUGGCAAGGAGAGCCCCACCUCCUCCGUCGAAGGGGGUGUGGCAGAUAAGAGUGGCAUUUCCGUGGAGGACUUUACGCCCCCAGGAUCUGGUGCGUGCAAAUUUAUCGGCUCGCUUCAUUCAUACAGUUUCUCCUCCAAGCACGCUCGAGAAAGGCCGUCUGUGCCACGAGAGCCCAUUGACCGGAAGAGGCCGAAGAGAGAUGUGGAGCCGAGCUGCAGUGGGAGCAGCUUGGGGCCCGACAAGGGCCUGGCCCAGAGUCCCCCCGGCUCGUCACUCACCGCGACACCGCAGAAGCCUUCCCAGAGCCCCUCCGCCCCUCCUGCCGACGUCACCCCGAAGCCAGCAACGGAAGCCGUGCAGAGCCAGCAUAGCGACGCCAGCCCCAUGUCCAUCAACGAGGUCAUCCUGUCGGCGUCGGGGGCCUGCAAGCUCAUCGACUCACUGCACUCCUAUUGCUUCUCCUCCCGGCAGAACAAGAGCCAGGUGUGCUGCCUGCGGGAGCAGGUGGAGAAGAAGAACGGGGAGCUGAAGAGCCUGCGGCAGAGGGUCAGCCGCUCCGACAGCCAAGUGCGGAAGCUCCAGGAGAAGCUGGACGAGCUGAGGAGAGUGAGCGUCCCCUACCCGAGUGGCCUGCUGUCGCCCAGCCGCGAGCCCCCCAAGAUGAACCCGGUGGUGGAGCCGUUGUCCUGGAUGCUGGGCACCUGGCUGUCUGACCCUCCCGGAGCUGGGACCUACCCCACGCUGCAGCCCUUCCAGUACCUGGAGGAGGUGCACAUCUCGCACGUGGGCCAGCCCAUGCUGAACUUCUCGUUCAACUCCUUCCACCCGGACACACGCAAGCCAAUGCACAGAGAGUGUGGCUUCAUCCGCCUCAAGCCCGACACCAACAAGGUGGCCUUCGUCAGCGCCCAGAACACAGGUGUGGUGGAGGUGGAGGAGGGUGAGGUGAACGGGCAGGAGCUGUGCAUCGCAUCCCACUCCAUCGCCAGGAUCUCCUUCGCCAAGGAGCCCCACGUGGAACAGAUCACCCGGAAGUUCAGGCUGAAUUCUGAAGGCAAACUUGAACAGACAGUCUCCAUGGCAACCACUACACAGCCAAUGACUCAGCAUCUUCACGUCACCUACAAGAAGGUGACCCCGUAACGUAGAGCUUCUGGAGCCCUCAGGAGGGCCUGGCUGCCGCGUCUCAACGGUUCAGUUCCUCAGCAGAUGGUCCCUGCAGCAGAAGUGGGUGUGGCCGUGAGCCUCUCCAGGCUCGGGAGCGUUGUCCAGAAGGUCCUGUACUGGCAUAGAGAAACCAAAUAAAAGGCCUUUAUUUUUAUGGCUGAGCAUUUUGAAUAUUA
Cebus imitator (Panamanian white-faced capuchin) is the source of this 2153-nucleotide messenger RNA. RefSeq names its product THAP domain containing 4 (gene THAP4). Bases 223 to 1953 code for a protein of 576 amino acids. Lineage: Eukaryota; Metazoa; Chordata; Mammalia; Primates; Cebidae. The record is from RefSeq and is a predicted model, not a curated record. The transcript is spliced from 6 exons.